Molecule: messenger RNA, 7201 nt
Organism: Salarias fasciatus (jewelled blenny)
Lineage: Eukaryota; Metazoa; Chordata; Actinopteri; Blenniiformes; Blenniidae
Gene: nr3c1
Product: nuclear receptor subfamily 3, group C, member 1 (glucocorticoid receptor)
Exons: 9
Coding region: 317-2638 (773 amino acids)
Biological process (GO): regulation of DNA-templated transcription; nuclear receptor-mediated glucocorticoid signaling pathway
Cellular component (GO): nucleus
Molecular function (GO): steroid binding; zinc ion binding; nuclear glucocorticoid receptor activity
Source: RefSeq, a predicted model, not a curated record
UCCAUUUUGUAGGCAAUGUUUUUCCUGGAGGUUAGCGCCUACUUUCCUAAUGGCUAGCUACAAAUCCCCAUAGCUUAGCCACUUUAACGUUUUGCAUGACGGUUUGCAGCUCGAUCGACCCGUAAGACCGCAAGACAGAAAACGGAGCGGACGGACUCGGCGCGUUUCGUCGUUUAAUCCAAACAUGUAGCAUCGAUACGACGCCUGAGGAGCAACGUUUAGAGAGUCAGUCAGCGUGUUGUGAACUGACACUUUCUACCAAAACAAUGUUGACAGACGACCUGUGGACACGUAUCAGCAACCAGUCAUUUCAAGGAUGGAUAAAGGUGCAGUGAAGAAAAUAAUAUUCAGACGAGAUGACCAUUUGAGCAAACUGGUCUACACUGAAAGCCCUGAGGAGGGAGGUUUGCUGAAAGUGGCUCCUCACAGUGCCGUGUCCAUCACCUCUGCCACCUCUGUCGUUCUUCCACCGAGCCCCUUGAUGCAGCCAGGACAGGUGCCCAACGGCCUCAGCAACAGCCCCGUUCCAGAGAAGCUCGCCUCUGUCACUGCCACCAUCGGCUCUCUGCCCGAAAUCACAGAGCCCAGAGGCCUGCCCAAAGAUCAUAGGCCUCAGACACAGAUCUCCGCUUCUUUUGAACGCCAGACUGGGGCAGAGAGUUUGCCACAGUUGGAAGCCACGAUAACAGACAUCACCCAGUCCUCCAUGGAUUCACUGAUUGGAGGUUCAGAUCCUAACUUCUUCCACAUGAAAACAGAGGACUUCUCCAUGGAUAAAGGAGAGCAGGACCCCAUUGACCUUGAUCAUCCCUUUGAGCAAAUUGGGAAAGAUGUGGACGUGGGCCAGAAAUUGUUCAGUGACAACACUCUGGACCUGCUUCAAGACUUUGACCUGACUGGCUCCCCAUCAGAUUUUUAUGUCGGAGAUGAUGCUUUUCUGUCCACUCUCGCAGAUGAUUCUUUGCUGGUGUAUUGCGGCUCGGACAAGGACGUGAAGCCGGCGGUAAUCGAGAGCAGUAACGCCACCGGAGCCGUCUCUAUUGCCCUGAAUGGCAGCAGCAGCAUGACAAGUCCAGAUCAGUCCAGCCCCAGCGUGACCACCUCUGCUUCCCUCACCCCAACAACCACUUUGUCUGCACUGGUGAAAAAGGAGAAGGAUGCUGGCUUCAUUCACCUCUGCACUCCAGGUGUGAUUAAGCAAGAGAAGACGUCUGAGGGCCAAGGCUACUGCCAAGUCAGCGGCACGUCGUCCACGGACAUGCAAGGCGCUAACCCAAUCUCCAUCUGCGGGGUGAGCACCUCAGGAGGCCAGAGCUACCACUUUGGAGUGAGAAACAGCGACGCUCAGCAGCAGAAGGACCAGAAGCCUGCAGCCAGCCUCCCGGUGAUGACCAUCAGCUGGAACCGGAACCAGAGCGUUGGGGGCAGUUCGGCAAUCCACAGGGCGAACAAGACGUUCUCAAGCUCCCCGUCCUUCUCCAGCUUCACCAGUUCUACAUCCAGACAAGAGGGGGGAACCACAACAUCUGCAACAUCGGGAAAGAGCGGGACUCAUAAAAUCUGUCUGGUGUGCUCUGACGAAGCCUCGGGCUGCCACUACGGCGUUCUCACCUGCGGCAGCUGCAAGGUCUUCUUCAAGAGAGCAGUGGAAGGGCAGCAUAAUUACCUCUGUGCGGGGAGGAACGACUGCAUCAUAGACAAGAUCCGGAGGAAGAACUGCCCAGCAUGCCGCUUCCGCAAGUGUCUGAUGGCAGGCAUGAACCUGGAAGCUCGCAAAACCAAGAAGCUGAGUCGCUUAAGGGGCGAGCAGCCCAGCAACCCGCCCGAGGUGCUGCCCUCUCCGCCCAUCGAGGCCCGUUCCCUUCUACCCAAGUGCAUGCCACAGCUAGUUCCCACAAUGCUAUCCCUGCUGAAGGCGAUCGAGCCGGACACCAUAUACGCCGGCUACGACAGCACCCUGCCCGACACGUCCACCCGCCUCAUGACCACGCUCAACAGACUGGGUGGACGACAGGUCAUCUCUGCCGUCAAGUGGGCCAAGGCUCUGCCAGGCUUCAGGAACUUGCACCUGGACGACCAGAUGACUCUGCUGCAGUGCUCCUGGCUCUUCCUCAUGUCUUUCGGUUUGGGCUGGAGGUCUUACCAGCAGUGCAACGGCAACAUGCUCUGCUUUGCGCCGGACCUCGUCAUCAACGAGGAGCGGAUGAAGCUGCCCUACAUGGCCGACCAGUGCGAGCAGAUGCUGAGGAUAUCCAGCGAGUUCGUUCGGCUGCAGGUUUCCCACGAUGAGUACCUGUGCAUGAAGGUCCUGCUGCUGCUCAGCACAGUGCCAAAGGACGGCCUGAAGAGCCAGGCCGUGUUCGAUGAGCUUCGGAUGUCGUACAUCAAGGAGCUGGGGAAAGCCAUUGUGAAGCGCGAGGAGAACUCCAGCCAGAACUGGCAGCGCUUCUACCAGCUCACCAAGCUGCUGGACUCCAUGCAUGAGAUGGUCGGUGGGCUGCUCAGCUUCUGCUUCUACACCUUUGUGAAUAAAUCCCUGAGCGUGGAGUUCCCGGAGAUGCUGGCCGAGAUCAUCAGCAACCAGUUACCAAAAUUCAAGGCCGGGAGCGUCAAGCCUCUCCUCUUCCACCAGAGAUGACUGCUCUCCCCGUUAACGGACACGAUGCCUUAAAACCCCACCACGUCACCUCACCCCCUCCCCCGCUGACCCCGCUCACCCCCGCCCCACCCCCCCGGAGAGCGAAACGGCGAGAAGGACUGAGGAUCCGAGGCGAGGAGCGAACGUUGGGUUUUUUUUUUUUUGUUUGUUUUUUUUGUUUUUUUUGGGAGCGAGUAUGCAACUUUGUGUAGAUGCUUAUGGGUCUGGAGGGAAAAGAGCAGAGGCGUCUGAGUAGGAACCCGACAGCGAGCACAAGACCUUUUUUUUUGUUUUUGUUUUUUGUCGAGCAAAUGAUGUAGUGUUUAACAACCAAUAGGAAAUGUUUGUAAGAUAAUCACGAUGAGAAAUAGGCUAACAUCAAUGUCGUCUCAGGUUUCUUACCUUCACGUUUCAGAACGCCAACUAAAAUAGAUACGUACAAAUAUCUAUGUUCUGGUUCUGAUAGUAUUUUCUACAUUUUCAAACGAUUACAGUUUAUACAAUUUUCCAGGUCGCCGUUACCUGAGAAGGUAACAAAGCUUAAUAACAUGCUCUUAAAUAGGCUUUUAGACUGUAUGUUCCACUUUUAGUUUUUGUAGGAGGCUGUAACGAAAAUGUUUCAGUCAUAUGGGGAAAAAAAAAAAAGUCUGUUUUCUAGUCAUUUAAAAGGUAUUUUUUUCUUUGCUUUUACUGAUUAACUUUGGACAUAACUCUUUGGAGCUGUUAACCGACGUCCACCCUUCAAAGGACGACUGCUCCCACACAAGCCGACCUCUUCCAGGUUUACACAUGUCAGUUAUAAAAGGGAAAAAAAAAAACAUGUGCCUUUUUUGCUUCAAAUAUCAUCUUAGCCAUUUUCUUCCUACUGUACUUCUCUUUUACCUGUCAUGGUCUACCUUCACCAUAUGUUGAUUGUACUUUUUAUAUUACAUGCAGUUGAAAGUUUUCCACUUUUUUUUUUUUUUUUCAAUGGCUGUGUCUAUCUUUAGAAGUGGCAGCUCUCGAUUCAUCCUCGCCGUGCAGAAGCGACUCCUAAUUGUUGCGAAACAACGUUCAAAACCUGCUUCCUCUUCUCCUGCACACACACACACACACGCAACUCCUUAAGUGCUACGUCAGCACUUAUUUUUUUUCUGCUAAAUGCUUUAAAAGACUGUGAAGUAAGACUGUUAUACUCAUACCAGUCUUUAUUGUUUGACUCGAGAUGGAAUUAGAACCUUUUUUUUAUAUUAGGAUUUAGCUCUUCUUCUCCUUGCCUUUUAAAAGUCGCGUUUCCACUUAUAGCAAACAUCCACCAGAAAACAGCAGAGGAAUCUAAAAAGCCUCUUUCAGCGUCACUUCCGCCUCGAGCUGGUUAGUUAGAUUCAUUUAGAUCAGAUUAGAGCCCAUCCGCUGAAUUUAGGAGAGGUGGGCCGUACUGGUCCUGGAGGGUCCCGCAUGUGUUCGGUGUUCUCAGAAAGACUAAUGACAAACGCCACUGAUUUAAAAAAAAAAAAAAAAAAAAAGACCAUUUGAAAUCGAGUCUGGACCAUGCGGUCUCUUCCACUUAUGCGCACAAAUAUACAGAAGAAGUUCUGCAGGUGCUAUUUUUCCUUAAGGUGGUCUAAUUAAACGUGGUCAGCCCUUCAAGCCCCGCCCCUCAGUCUCCAUCUCAAGCAGGAACUUUUUUUUUUUAAUUUUAUUUUUUUUAAUGGCGAUUAAUUAAUCUCCCUCGGUCACCGCCGUGGAGACGCAGUAGAGAGAAACCAGGUUCCCCAGUGGAAGCGCGGCUGUAGUCACUCCUGUCCCAGUAGUCUGCGUAGUAGAAUGUGAUGGAUACCUGCGUCUACCAAUCACAAGUGAGAGGGCAUAUUUUAUUGUGUUUGCAAGUUUGGGUCUUUUUUUUUUUUUGUUUGUGAGUUAAUCAGGAAUAUUACUUCAACAUUUUAAUGUGGUUCAAACUGGUUGGAAAGUAGCCGUCCUUCACAUUUUCUGCUGUUUUCCAUGGUAACGCUCACGUUCUGGAUGUUUUCACAUGGGAACCCUGUGUGCUGGUGUAUUCGUCAGAGGAAUAGUUUGACGUUUUAAGGAAGACGGUUGCUUGUUGAUUGACUCCAGUGUGUUCCGUUUGGUACGUAUGAAGCUCCUUAGCCUCAGACUGUAGAGAGAAGCCUCGCUCUGUGUCGGUGUGUGUGUGUGUGUGUGUGUGUGUGUGUGUGUGUGUGUGUGUGUGUGUGUGUGUGUGUGUGUGUGUGUGUGUGUGUGUGUCUCGCUCCUGGCGAAUCUCAAUCUCAUCAAUUACCGUGGAAGCAUCAGUUCAGCUUCCUGACGUGGGUUAUGUGGCGGACUGGUUUUUGUCCGGGAUACGUUGCAUCCCGCUGGUUGCUUAGCAACAACAUAGCCGAGAAAGAGUUGAAUGCACACCCCUCCAAAAGAGCGGCGAGGUGUGCGGAUGAGAGAUUUGGAGGUGCGGAGGAGCAGACGGAGCAGAGCCAGGCCAGCUGUUUCCCGGUCUGUGAGCUGAAGCGAACCCGCUUCGUAUUUACUGCGGGACACGUGGAGGGAGACGGUGAAUGAAAUGUCCAACUAUUCCUGUUAGCAGUUUGUAUGGUGGACAGUUUGUGUAUACAGCACUUUGGAUCAGGCGUUGGCAGAUUCAUUUCCCUCUGACCCCCCCCCCCCCUUCCCCACACACACACACCUCUAGCAGCACCCUGUCUUUAGUACUUUUGCACGUUUAUCUGAGUGUCCGUUAACGAGUCGAGCCCCCCCCCCGACAUCUGAGAGCGCUUGGCACCGGGUCACCUCGCAGAGUCCUGUCACGUUGUAGCAGUGUAGCAUUACAGAGCGUGGGGGAGGGGGGGGGCCGCAUAAAGAAACCCUUCUAUUCUCUGGGAACUGUCUCAGUGCCAAACUCCUGUUUUUGUCUGUUUUCAGUGAAGCUGAAAGUCGGUCAGUAUUCAUAUGAGAUGAGGAAACUUAGAAACAGGCUGAUUAUCUGGAAACGUCAUGAGCGACGAGAGCCGAGCUUCGGCCCUCAGACAAACACGUUGUGUAAUCGCGCAGGGCUGCCAGCAGGCUGCGUGCGUGUCGGGUGGAAGGAGGAAUUUGAAAAUACAGUGCAACAUUUUGAACAGUUGCAUUGGUUUUGCAACCCCGAAGACACAUUUUUGCAAAGAAUGUGAACCACAAAAAGGAAUAAAUCUCAAAUUUAGAGGAAAUUCUGCUAACACAUCAGAAAUAAUGAACUGUCACGUUAAUGAAUGAAUGAAUGCAGUGAGCGAGCGACUCACUGGGACGCUCAAAUAGGAAAAAUCUGGAAAAAUCCAACGAUCAAUAACACAACAGCUCAAUAUUCAGGAUGUUUUUGUGUUUUUGUUCAUUUUACAAAGUGUGAUCCACAUGUUGUCCACAUUUAGUUGAAGAACCAAAAAACAGUCUGAGGGUUUGGCUUUCCUACGUGUCUGUUUCUGUGUUUUCUGGGUGUUUUGUCUGUCAGGAAAUGAUGGAAUCUGCUGCCACCGGCGUCACUCAUCUCUAUAGGCUCAGCCUUCCGAUGCUUCUUCGUUCUGUUUGGGGUUGAUUCAGAACCAUUGGAAUAAAACGGCCUCUUCCACCGCGGAGGGGUUACUCGUGGGUUACUUUCACAUUCAGUGUAUCCAGAUCUCUGCUGCUGCUGCUCCUCAUUUUAACAGGUUUAUAUAAUAUAUAAAUAUAUAUAUAUCUAUAUAUGAAAUCACACACUUGCCUCUUUUCUUGCUCAAAAAUGUAUCCUGAUUACUCCGCUGUACAUUUUUGAGGAGGAUGCCAGAAUAUGCAAUAGAAACCACGUACUCUCUACAGCACCACAGAACACAACUGCUACUUCAUCUUUUCUUUCCUCAUAUCCGAUAUAAGCUAUCUGCAUACAGGAGAUUCACACAAAACUUUUUUAUUUUCUCUGCAGGCCAGACUUUUUUUUUCAGAAUAUUCAGGAAUCCUCAGUCCAGCAGGACUGCACAGAUAAGCCUAUUUGAUGUUUGACUACAAGGUGACCAAAGCAAAUCCACACAAAUUCAGUGUAACGUCAGUGUAGCGUGAGGAGCUCCCACGACACAAAUGUACAGUUCUUAGUUUUUACAACACUUUUUUUUUUCUUUUUUUUUUUGGUCGUGUCUAUUUUUUUUUUUUUAACAUGACGGCUUUGGUCAAAUUGUGUAAUACUGUGAAUAGGAUAGGAGUCGAUCUUUUUCACACACAAAACUGUUUGUGAAAGUAAUCAACCAGCUUGAAUCUAAAAAGAUUUGCACUACCCAAAUAUUGUUUGAAAAUCUAUUUUGUAUAAAACAUAUGCAGACAUUAACUUUUGAGAAUUAUAAAGGGCGGAUCAUGUUUCACUGGUAUAUGCUUUCUCUAAAAAGGAAAAAAAAAAAGCUUUGUUUUGCUUAAGACAAGUUUAAUAUGUACAUAUAAUCCAUUGUAAAGAAAAUGUGGUGUAUUUGUCUCCAAAUAAUAGUUUUUCAGUACCUGCCCCGCUGUAUUAUUUCUCCUCUGUAGUGUGACUCCUGUUGAUCUUUUCCUCCAUUGAUUAAAGGUCAAACCGUU